Messenger RNA from Penicillium paradoxum, 1107 nucleotides. RefSeq names its product pyridoxal kinase. Gene Ontology annotation, cellular component: cytosol. The record is from RefSeq and is a predicted model, not a curated record. Lineage: Eukaryota; Fungi; Ascomycota; Eurotiomycetes; Eurotiales; Aspergillaceae. Bases 1 to 1107 code for a protein of 368 amino acids. Gene Ontology annotation, molecular function: pyridoxal kinase activity. The transcript has 6 exons. Gene Ontology annotation, biological process: pyridoxal 5'-phosphate salvage.
AUGGAUUCAUUGGUACCCGACACCCGAGUUCUGGCGAUAGCCAGUCAUGUAGUUUAUGGCCAUGUCGGAAACACAAUGGCAACAUUCGUCAUGCAAUCGCUGGGCUGCGAGGUCGCCGCCUUAAACACCGUCCAUUUCAGUAAUCACACGGGCUACCGUCAAUUUAAAGGAACUCGUGCCACCGCACAGGAAAUCUCAGACCUCUACCAGGGUCUUUGCCAGAGUAACCUCACAGACUUCGAUGUCAUGCUCUCGGGCUAUGCCCCGAGUGCGGCUGCCGUGGAAUCAGUAGGCACUAUCGGCAUUGACCUGCAACAGAAAGCAGAACAGAAACCCGGAUCAUUUUUCUGGGUCCUGGACCCAGUCAUGGGCGAUCAAGGCCGUCUAUAUGUCAACGACGACGUAGUCCCAGCAUAUAAGAAAAUCAUCCCAUUUGCGGAUUUGAUUCUGCCUAACCAGUUCGAAGCUGAGACUCUCUCUGGCAUCAAAAUCACUUCGCCGGCCACUCUCGCCUCGGCCAUCACGGCUAUCCAUAGGAUCUACUCGGUGCCGCAUGUGAUCAUCACCUCGGUGCAACUCUUCAAGCUCUCCCAAUCAGGAUCAACCCCACCACCGCCAGAGAACUUCCUCACAGUAAUUGGUUCUACGACGCGCUCAGAUGGGUCACCGCGACUCUUCCGCGUCGAUGUGCCAGCUCUGGACUGCUUCUUCAGCGGGACGGGCGACAUGUUCGCAGCGCUGACCGUUGCACGACUAAGCGAAGCCGUGUCAGCGGUAGAUGGCCUCCGCACGACCAAGUCGUGGGUAUCACCCGAUAACGUUGCGGCAACGGACCUGCCACUAGCAAAAGCAACUGUCAAGGUCCUUUCCAGUAUGCAUAGUGUUCUGGAACGGACAUUGGAGAUUCGUGAUGCAGAGCUGGCAGUUGCUGUACCCGCGCGAGAUGGAGAAGCGACGGCAGAGGAAUUGGAGAAGCGGGAUUAUCUGCGCAUGACUAAAGCUGCCGAGGUCAGGCUUGUGAGGAAUACGCACUUUUUGCGGGAUCCCAAGAUCCAGUUUGAAGCGCAGGAUUGGAAGAAGGAGGAUCUUCCCAAGGACUUGCGAUAG